Dreissena polymorpha is the source of this 2922-nucleotide messenger RNA. RefSeq names its product transcription factor IIIB 50 kDa subunit-like. The transcript is spliced from 2 exons. The record is from RefSeq and is a predicted model, not a curated record. Bases 62 to 1384 code for a protein of 440 amino acids. Lineage: Eukaryota; Metazoa; Mollusca; Bivalvia; Myida; Dreissenidae.
UGUCUUAAGUUAGUGUCGCAUAGCCUCCUGUCGCGGGUAGUCGAAAACAAAAGUUGUCGUAAUGAAAAUUUGCAAAACUUGUGGAGAAGGGUCUAUAAUUGAAGAAACUGAAGAUGGGAAGACAUUUUCUGUUUGUACCGACUGCGGCACACUAGAUAAUGAAACACCAGAACUAACAUCAGAACAGCAGUUUAGAGGAACAACUAUAACUGAUGGCAAUUUUUCCGGACUGAAGAACGGUUGCAAACGUUUCAACCGGAAACAGAAAGGAUUUGAAAAAUGGCAUACAGAUGGAAAAUUACUAAUAGCAAAGGUUGGGGCACAGAUGAAACUAAAUGAAAACAUGAUUGAAGGUGCCCAAGGCCAUUUUGAGCUUGUAUUCAAUGAUCUAUUUAGAACGAGUACAAACUAUAAACAAGCAAUGUGUAUUGCAUGUCUCUUUGUUGAAACCAGAAACUCAGGGCGGGCAAUUAGACUCAUUGACCUGUGUAACUGUCUGAAUGAGGCAAAUCUACUGAGCAAAUGUAGUAAGGCUGUGUAUUACUUGAGGUCUAUUCGCAAUGUUCAAAUUAAAGAACCAUCUGUUGAUGACAAAGUUGAACAUUUUUUACAAGGUGUUGGAAUGGACCAAGGUAUAAUAGAAUUAACAAAGCAAGUUAUGGAUGUUGUUGUUGACGGAUUUCUUUCAGAAGGGCGAAGUAUACAUCUAACUGUGAUAUGUGCAGGAUAUUUUGCUUGGCAUGCAAGAACUACUGGGAGUCUACUUUCUAAGACUUUCAAGAAGUACUGUGAUAAAUUUGGCUUCACAAACUCAACUUAUCUUAACGAAAGAAAACAAGAAGUAAAACAUUUUCUGGUUUCCUUGGCAAAAGAACUACCAUGGAUGUCAAAUAAAGACAAAAUUCGUGCUAGUGAUCAUAUCAAUGACAUUAUAAAGAAUAAAUCAUAUCUUUUGGUUAAAGCCAAGCUAACCAAAACAGAAGUUAUCAAAAGGAAACUGGAAACAGAUGUGAAUAAUACAAAUAUAAUUGAUCCAACAGUUGGCAGUCAGAGUGCCAUUGAUGUAGGCAGUGAUACAAAUAAAAGUAGUGUUGUCCAAAGAGCUGCAAAAAAGAGGAAAUACAUGGAGAGCCAGAUUGAACAGCCAUCUAUGGUCUUUAGAAAUUGCCCAAGAACUGCACAAUCAAGACAUAGCAGGAGAUCACAUGAUGGUCAUCCAGACAAAGAUUCAGGUGAUCAGUUGACGAGUUGUGUGCCUGAAAAUGGGUGUAAUGAUUCGGAGGAGAUAGAUUUGGGAAGUGAUGAUGACACAGAUAUUUAUAUACUCAAUCCUGAUGAGGUCCUACAGCGCAAAGAAGCAUUGAACAAAUUUGAGUUUAAGUGAACCUUUGUCAGUUAUAUUCAGAGUAAUGCAGGACAAACAUCAAUUUAUAACUAAUCUAAUACUAAAUAGUAAUAAAAAUGACCUUUUUAUGCCCCCUUUCGAAGAAAAGGGGGUAUAUUAUAGUUUUCGCACUGUCAGUCUGUCUGUCACACUUUUCGUGUCCGCUCUCUAAUUCAAAUAGUUUUCAUGCUAUCUUUACCAAACUUGGUCAGAAGUUGUAUGUAGACAAUAUCUAGGUCAAGUUCGAGAAUGGGUCAUGCCGGGUCAAGAACUAGGUCACGGGGUCGAAAAAACAAAUCGAAGGGAAGUAAUAAGCUUUAAAUGGACAUAAUUAUCUGACCUGCCAAAUGAUAUAUUCUUGUUAAAUAAAUCAAAGCGGUGUUUCUGACAAACACAUCAUGGUAAAAGGUCAAGGUCAUCCUUCAAGGUCUAAGGUCAAAAAUACAAAUCCAAGGGAAGUAAUAAGCUUUAAAGGGAGAUAAUUAUUCAAUAUUGAACAUAGCAACUUGAUAUUUGGCAUUCAUUUGUAUCUCACGGAGCUACACAUUUUGAGUGGUGAAUCUAAAGUCACGGUAGUGGCUUUUAAUUAUUUGCUACUAAAAAUAGAUAGUGGCUUUUAAUUAUUUGCUACUUAAAAUAGACAUUUGUUAGAGACAAUUAUUUUCAAGGGAAGUAAUUUAUAUAAUUAUAAAUAUCAUAUUAUAUAUUUCCUUACCAAGAAUUUAAGUUCUUUUCACAGUUACUGUACAGAUUUUUUACUUUGAUUAUUUAUAAUUCAAAUGAUUGAUUUGUCAAAGUUUUUUUAAAAUGAUAUUAUCAUUUCUUUGUACUACUUUGUGAAUGGUAGGGUUCAUUACAUACCUGUGGACUUAUGUCCAUAGAUACAUGAUGAACUCUGGCUAUGCUCUCUUUGAUAAACCACAAGCCUUGAUUGUCAGUGAUGUCUGACUUGGUCAUUUUUGACUGUCUACAGACCCCCCCCCCCGGUAGAUUGGACAAAAUCCAAGGGAAGUAAUAAGCUUUAGAGGGAGAUGAUUUAUAAACCUGCCAAAUGAUAAAUAGAAAUUUUAUUUCAAAGCGAGGCAGUAGGGGGCAUUAUGUUUCUGACGAACACAUAUCUUGUUGUGUAUGAAGUGACUAAAUGUACUACUAAGAUAAGGUCUUGUUAUUUGUUACAUAUUCACGGACACAAUUACUUUUAAUAUUUAUGUCAAGUAUUUGUCUACCACUCCUUCGAAGAAAAGGGUGUAUAUUUGUUUGCAUCUGUUGGACAAUCGGUCAUAAGAAAAUUUUGUUUCCAAACAAUAUCUUUAGAGCCCUUAUGCAUACCAUCAUCAAAAUUGUUCAGAAUUGAAGCUUACGAGGACAUGUAACUAGAAAUUUAAGAGGUUCACCAUUUUUAACUCUUAUCCAUAAAUACUGGAUAAAAUAUGGUAUAUAACCGAAUAAGUGAUACUGUAUGUGUUUGAUUUGCAUGAUUAUUGCUCUUUUCUGUGAAUGUUAAUAAGUUAUUUACAAUUAAAUAGUUUUGUCGUAAA